AUGGAAGCUGAUAAGUGGACAAGUUUUUCAGAAGGGACUAGUGAUUCUGUAUACGGAGAGGAUCCUGACGAUGAUGACCAUUGUUUUGCAUAUGCAUUCAUUGAUAUACCAAAGUUGCAGUUUAGAUGGCUUGAUCCAUUAGGAAUGGCUGAGGUUGUGGAGAGAAAGGGUGGAUUGUGGACAACUACUGGGAUAGUUCAUAAUGGCAAGAUAUAUUGCUUCAUCGAAGAGAUUUUAUAUCUUGCCGAAAUUGGGGCUCUACAUCUACUCAGUAAAGAUGACACAAUCCUAUCUCUGGAACAUGUGUACAACAAGGUUGCAGAAGGAAAAAAUGGAUGUUCCUUGGAAUAUUAUGAAGCAUAUAAGCACUUGAAAUCUCUUGGUUAUAUAGUUGGGCGUCAGGGAAUUCCUUGGUCAGUAAGAAGGUCAAAAGCAAAUUGUGUUGUUAACCAAGACACGCUGGAGCCUGCUCAAAGUGGAGAUGAAGAAUCAAGAAACAGCAUUCUCAUCUCUGAAAUGAUUAAUAAUAUGCACAUUGGUGGAUUUAAACUGGCCUUUGACGUUUACCCUCCUAAUAGCAGAUUCAGAAAGUCUGCUCCUGGUGAUCCCUGUUUUGUACUUUGUCUUGUGAGUGAGUAUCCACCCUCCAAAGAAGAAAUUGAAGAUCUUGAGAGACAUUCUCAUGGUAUUCCGUUGAAAUUCUGUCUUGUUGAGCAUGGACGCUUGAGCUUUUUCUCCUUCAACAAAGUUGAGCUCCCUAUCCUUCCAUGAUCUUUUCGAGCAACACAUACAAAUCUUGGCAUGCCCUGUGAAGAGCUAUGGUACAAUUAUGAAUUUUUAGUUUGUGGAUUGAUGUUUAAUCGUUGUGUAAUCACAAAACAUCAUUAAUGAAACAACAGAUAACAUGUCUCGUCUUCUUUGCCUUCAGUGCUAACAUACGUGUUACAAUGGUGAAAUUUACUCUUUGCCAGAGCCCCAGAAACACUUUUAUCCCUUGGCUGCUGGACUGCUCUAUCAUUUUUAGCUCCUUUGCAUCAGUCUGUUCACAAC
Molecule: messenger RNA, 1050 nt
Organism: Solanum pennellii
Lineage: Eukaryota; Viridiplantae; Streptophyta; Magnoliopsida; Solanales; Solanaceae
Product: tRNA-splicing endonuclease subunit Sen54-like
Exons: 4
Coding region: 1-771 (256 amino acids)
Biological process (GO): tRNA-type intron splice site recognition and cleavage
Cellular component (GO): tRNA-intron endonuclease complex
Source: RefSeq, a predicted model, not a curated record